CUGUCCCCUUCUUAAUCAAUACGGAGGCUACCCACUCCACAUUACCUUCUUUUCAAGGGCCUGUUUCCCUUGCCUCCAUAACUGUUGUGGGUAUUGACGGCCAGGCUUCUAAACCUCUUAAAACUCCCCAACUCUGGUGCCAACUUAGACAAUACUCUUUUAAGCACUCCUUUUUAUUUAUCCCCACCUGCCCAGUUCCCUUAUUAGGCUGAGACAUUUUAACCAAAUUAUCUGCUUCCCUGACUAUUCCUGGACCAUAGCCACAUCUCAUUGAUGCCCUUCUUCCCAAUCCAAAGCCUCCUUUGCGUCCUCCUCUUGUAUUGCCCCAUCUUAACCCACAAGUAUAAGAUACCUCUACUCCCUCCUUGGCGACCAAUCAUGCACCCCUUACCAUCUCAUUAAAACCUAAUCACCCUUACCCGGCUCAAUGCCAAUAUCCCAUCCCACAGCAUGCUUUGAAAGGAUUAAAGCCUGUUAACACUUGCCUUCACUUAGACUGACCCUGACACCCAUUAGGCUCAGCAAAUUACCUGGGCUGUACUGCCGCAAGGCUUCACAGACAGCCCCCAUUACUUCAGUCAAGCCCAAAUUUCAUCCUCAUCUGUUAGUCAUACUCCUAUUCACCGUUCUCAACUACUCAUACAUGCCCUGCUCUUGUUUACACUGCUGGUUUACACUGUUUCUCCAAGCCAUCACAGCUGAUAUCUCCUGGUGCUAUCCCCAAACUGCCACUCUAAACUCUUGAAGUAAAUAAAUAAUCUUUGCUGGCAGGACUAUGCUGAAUCUCCUUAGGCACUCUCUAAUUAGAUGUCCUAGGUCCUCCCAAUUCUUAGUCCUUUUAUACCUGUUUUUCUCCUUCUCUUAUUCCAUUUAGUUUCUCAAUUCAUCCAAAACCGUAUCCAGGCCAACCAAUCAUUCUAUAUGACAGAUGUUUCUUCUAACAUCCCCACAAUAUCACCCCUUACCACAAGACCUCCCUUCAGCUUAAUCUCUCCCACUCUAGGUUCCCACGCCGCCCCAAUCCCGCUUGAAGCAGCCCUGAGAAACAUCGCCCAUUCUCUGUCCAUAUCACCCCCCAAAAAUUUUUGCCACCCCAACACUUCACUAUUUUGUUUUAUUUUUCUUAUUAAUAUAAGAAGGCAGGAAUGCCAGGCCUCUGAGCCCAAGCCAAGCCAUUGCAUCCCCUGUGACUUGCACGUAUAUGCCCAGAUGGCCUAAAGUAACUGAAGAUCACAAAAGAAGUGAAUAUGCCCUGCCCCACCUUAACUGAUGACAUUCCACCACAAAAGAAGUGUAAAUGGCCGGUCCUUGCCUUAAGUGAUGACAUUACCUUGUGAAAGUCCUUUUCCUGGCUCAUCCUGGCUCAAAAACACCCCCACUGAGCACCUUUCGAGCCCCCACUCCUGCCCACCAGAGAACAAACCCCCUUUGAGUGUAAUUUUCCUUUACCUACCCAAAUCCUAUAAAACGGCCCCACCCUUAUCUCCCUUCCCUGACUCUCUUUUCGGACUCAGCCCGCCUGCACCCAGGUGAAAUAAAGAGCCACAUUGCUCAAAAAAAAAAAAAAAAAAAACAAUUAGUGCAAUUAGUGAUUCAGGAGGGACUCAUAAAUUAUGAUGGGCAUUGGCAAUAGUUGUACAUGGAGGCUGGAAAAUAUUUCUCAAUAUUAAUCAAUUUAUUUUACUCUUAAAUCUUAAUUUAUGUUGGUCUAGACAUAUGCUGGAAAUGUGAUACUUUUUUUACAUUGUCAUCCAUAUGAACCUUGUAAGAUAGAAUUGCAUGUAAUUUUACUUUUAUAAACAUUUUUAAUGUUUAAUACUUUUUUAAUUAAAAGGUUAAGUAUAUGCUUUAAAUACUGUCAGUUUAAAUUUGAUAUUAAUUAUACCACACAUGUUGUCUUUUAAUUUUGAUAGAUAACAUUGUAUAAAAUAUUUCAUGUUUUUUGAAAAUAUAAAAUAUGUAAUAUUUUUAACAUUUACUUUAGAUUAUAUUUUUUGUGAAAAUAUUUUCAAAAUUUCUAGACUUUGAAUACAAUUAUAUUUUGUUUUUUAAUCUUUUAGAUCAGGGUUCAGCAAACCUUUCUGUAAAAGACCAGAGAGUAAAUAUUUCAGGUUUUGUAGACCAUAUAGUUCCUAUCACAACUAUUCAGCCUUGCUAUUGUAGCAUGAAAGUGCCAUAUACACUUUAUAAACAAAUGAGCAUCAUUGUGUUCUAAUAAAACUUUAUUUACAAAAGUAGGUGGUAGGCCGGAUGCAGUGGCUCACGCCUGUAAUUCCAGCACUUUGGGAGGCCAAGGCGGGCAGAUCAUGAGGUCAGGAGAUCGAGACUAUCCUGGCUAAAACAGUGAAACCCCAUCUCUACUAAAAAUAUAAAAAAUUAGCUGGGUGUGGUGGUGGGCGCCUGUAGUCCCAGCUACUCGGGAGGCUGAGGCAGGAGAAUGGCGUGAACCUGGGAGGUGGAGCUUGUGGUUAGCCGAGAUCGAGCCACUGCACUCCAGCCUGGGCGACAAAGCAAAACUCCAUCUCAAAAAAAAAAAAAGAAGCAGGUGGUAGGACAGAUUUGGUCCAUAGGCUAUAGUUUGCCAACUCCCACUUUAGAUUAUUUAUAAUGAGAGAACCUCCACUUCUAGUCAUGAGGGACAACUAGAUUUAUCAUCUCACUUUGAACAACUAGAAUACUGAGUAAAAUAUAUGAAAAAUAGUUUUUAGACAUUGGAUAACGGACAGCAUAAGAUAAUGAUCCUUGAGAGAAAGGAAAGAAAUACAGUAAGCCCUACAAUUGCUCCAGCUUAAUGCUGGAUAGAAAAUUGGCAGGCCGCAGCCCAAAGAGGAGGAAACUCCAAAAGACCAGUGUUCUCAAUGAGUUGAUAUGUCAUAGUUUGGAGUUCAGGGAGGCAGCAAAAUAUUGGAGAAGAUAUUGCUGCACAGAGGGAAAUUGGGGAAGAAUGAAUGAGAGCUACGAAGAUCUGUAAAAAUGUCUUCAGGAGUCUUUAGCUAAUGUGUGGUUUGUGUAUGGUGUAUGUAUGUAAAAGAGUUACCCAAUUAGGAAAAGAACACCCAGAAAGGAGCAGGCAGUACAGGCUGUCCCCAGUGCUAACACAGGGCUGGGGAUAUUUCAUGUUUCCAGCAGCCAGAGGGCAAAAAUCUCCAAAUUCAGAGAGCAUUAAGUAGAGUCCUCAAAAGACUACAUUCCUGGUUGCAAAGGCAUUGCCCUAAAUUAUAAAGUCUGCUUCACUCAUGCUAACAAAGCCAGUGUCAGAGGAAUCCAAUUCCAAGUAACUCAACUAUACCCUAAAACAAAGUUCAACUGUAUGUAAAGGACUUAACAAAUCCAACUCCCAUUAAAGUAAAAUUUACAAUGCUCAGAAUCCACUCAAAAGUUACCAAACAUGCAAAAGACAUAGGAAAAUAGGACCCAUAAAGAGUAGAAAUAUAAUUGACAAGACCAGACCCAGAAAUGACACAAAUGAUAGAAUUAUCAGAAAAGGAGAUAAAACACUUACUAUAAAUGUACUCCAUAUGCUCAAGAAUGUAGAGGAAAAGAUGAAUGUGAUGAGGAAAGAAAUGUAGAUAUGAAAAAGAAACAAAUUCGACUUCUACAAAUGAAAGUAUAAUAUCUGAAGUGAUAAAUAUACUGGAAGGGAUUAACUGUAGAUAAGAUACUACCAAAGGAAAUACCAAUAAGCUUGAAGGCAGACUUAGAAACUAUUAGAAAUAAGACAGAGGAAAAGACUAAAAAGUAAAUGAGCAAAGCUUCAGGGAACUGUGUGAUAAUAUUAAACAGUCAAACACAUCUAGAGAUGUAGUCCCAGAAGAGAUUAGGAAGGAGGGAAUGGUAAUAGAAAAAUGUUAAAAGAAAUAAAAUCUGAAACUUUUUCAAAUUUGAUGAAAAUGAUAAAAUCAUGGAUUCACAAAGCUCAAAAAAAACCUUGUAAAAGAGACAAGAAGAAAAUCACACCAAAGCACAUUAUUAUCAAAUUUCUAGAAAAUAGUGAUAGUAAAUCUUAAAAGCUUCCAGAGAAAAAGAAGAAGCAUUAUGCACAGAGGAAUAAAAUUAAGAAUGACCACAGUCUUCUCUUCAGAAAUUAUGCAAGCCAGAAUAGAGCAACAUCUUUACAGUUCUUAAAGAAAAAAUAUAUCAACUUAGAAUUCUAUACCCAGCAAAAAUAUAUUUCAAAAAGAAGACACAAUACUUUUUCAGACAGACAAAAGCCAAGAGAGUAUUUCCAGGGGAUGUGUAAUAUAAGAAAUAUUAAUGAAAGUAGUGUAAAGAAUGAGAGAGAGGAAAUAUAAGGAUACUGUUAUAAUAUCCCUACACUGUACUUUAAGUGGAUUGUAAUAUUAUUUGAAGGUAAACUGUAAUAUGUUAAAUAAAGAUGUGUAUUUUUAAUCCUAGAGAAACUGCUAUGAAAACAAAAAGCAAAACAAAGUGGUAUUACUAACAAGCCAAUAAUGGAGAUAAAAUGGGCAAUAGAAAACAACAACAAAAAUUCAAUCCAAAAGAAGGAAGGAAAAGCUUAAAAGUGAGAAAAAGAACAUAUGGGCAGUUAGAAAACAAAUAAUAAAGUGGUAGAUAUAAACUGAGCCAUACUGACAAUUACAUUAAAUUUAAUGACCUAAACACUCUAAUAAAGCAAAGAUUGUCAGACAGAAUAAAAUACAAGGUCCAACUAUAUGCUCUGUACAAGAAACUCACUUUAAUAUAAUAACAUGAAUAAGUUAAAUUAAAAGAUGCAAUAAAAGACAUAUUAUGCUAACACUAAUUAAAAAAACAGAAAUGAUUAUCAGAGAAAGUUGAUUUAGGAGUAAGGAAUAAUGCAAAGGAUACAGAGGAACAUUUUAAAAUAAAGGGGUCAAUUCAUCAAGACGACAUAAUAAUCCUAAAUAUGAUGCACCUAAUACUAAAGUUCUAAAAUAUAUAAGGCAAAAACUGAUAGAACUGAAAUGGGAGAUAGGCAAAUCUAAAAUUAUACUAGGGAUUUCAGCUCUUCUGUCUUGAUAGUUGAUAGAACAAAUAGACCAUCAGAAAGGAUACAGAAAAUUUCAAACACUUUCAAUCAGCUUAACCUAUUUGAUAUUUAUAAAACAGUCCAACCAACAAAAGUAGAACAUUAUUAUUUCAAGUUCACAAGGAACUGUCACCAAGAUAAACCAUAUUCUAAGCCAUAAAAUAAGUCUCAAUAAAUUUAAACUACAUUCUUUAACCACAACAGAUUCAAAUAUGAAAUCAGUAACAGAAAGGCAUCUGGAAAAUCCCUGAUCAUUUGGAAAUUAAACAACAUUUAGAUCAUUUUUGUCAAUUGAAUGAAAAUGAUGAGAAAGACUUAUAGAUCAGAGCUCGUUGUUAUUAGACGGAGUCACUUCUGAUAUUCUUAAUUUAUUUUUAUAUUGUUUUCCCGAAGCUCAGCAUUAAAUAUUUAAAGAUUUUUUGAGACUAGUCAAAAUUCUACUUUCCAGAUAGAUUGAGCAUAAUGUUAUGAAACAAGUGUUAUUCCUUUCGUAUAUUAUAUAUUAUCAUAUGUCUUUUCUCUCUCUUUCUCUUUCUCUUUCUCUCUCUCUCUCUCUCUCAGAUAGGGAGGGAAAAGACCCUCUGUGGAGCAUGCUGACUGAGUUUAUUUCAACUUAUUAAUACUAGACUAAGUGACCAAACAUACAGCUGAGCUGGUAUAUAAUGAGACCUUACAUGUUUACAGAGUGCCUGUUUUUGACAUUUAGGGAUUCACCCAGCUGCCUGCAGAGAAAUGAUUAAAGAUAAGACUCAACAUCUUGUAUUACUUUGUGUGGAACAUAUUAAUUUAUUCCAAGUCAACACAUAUUUAUUAAGCAACUACUAUUGUUGUAUAGACAGCAAUCAGUAAUCAGUGUUUAUUUCACACUCUGAAGAGACUUUUAAUCAUGUAAGUACAUAGUCAAAUAUAAGACAGAACAAGAAAGGUGUCUUAAAUAAGGUAGGUACAAAGUGUUGUGGGAAUCCAGAAGAUUAUGGCUCCUUGGGGGAGAUCUGGGCCUUAAAGGACAAGUAGUCUUUAGUCCUUGCACAGAAAGGUUCUUGAGGAAAAGGACGCAACAGUUGAUGUUUCAGAGAAAGCAUCAUCAAUAAACACACACACACACAAGUGCUAGCUGUAUUAAGGGAAUACUAAAUCACUUACUUUAUCUGGAGUUCAGAUUCCUUCACACUAUAUUUAGAGCAACAGUGGGAUAAGAUUGGAAAGGUAUAUUGGGGGCUUAUUCAAGAGGAACUUAGAAUAUGGAACUGGGUAUUUGUAAUUCAAAGGACAUUGUUAAUGUAGAGAUGUUCACAUUAGUUUACCAGAGCUAUCACUAUUCUAGGGAAUAUACACUAACCAAAUGCCCCCAAUCUCUCUUCACAUAUAAUUUUGUCAUCUAUAAUGGAUAUAUAUCAUUUAAUUAUAUGGCUGUACCAACAUAUAUGUAAUCAUUCACCUGUCGUUGAACCUAUAGGUUGUUUCUAAUAUUCUGCUUUGCAAUAAUAUUAUAACACUCUUCUUUUGCUAAUUUUUUUUAUUGCUUCUAUAGGCUAGAAUCUUAGAUAUUAAACUGAUAGGAUAAGAUAUAAAAUAAUUUAAGAUUGCUGAUAUAUGUUUUAAAAUUAAUUUGCUCAAGCAUUUGUGACAAUUUACAGUUCUAAUUGAGGUUUUAAAUUUAGUAGUUUGUAGGUAUUUUAAGUUUUGCCCCUGAAUUCUUUAUAGAUGCUGAUAAGCCUUUGGUAAGUUUUACUCCAUGAAAGACUAUUACUGAAAAAAACUUAAUCUCAAUAAAAGAACUUUAAUAAGCUUCACUAAAUAUUUAGAAAGCACAUUGUGUUCAGUGAAACUUUGUAUAUAAUGAAUAGAAUAAUAAAAGAUUAUAUUGGAUGACUAGUCUGUAAUUGCCUCAAGGAAAGCAUACAAUGAAUAAGUUAUUUUGGUACUUCCUCAAAAUAGCCAACACAAUAGGGAAAUGGAGAAAAUGUACUCUGAACACCAUGAAAAGGGAACCUGAAAAUCUAAUGUGUAAACUUGGAGAAAUGACAUUAGAAAACGGAAGCAACAAAAGAGAACACUCUCCAAAAUAAUCUGAGAUGCAUGAAAGGCAAACAUUCACUAGAGCUGGAAUUUCCGUAAGUCUAUGCAGGGAUAAGUAGCAUAUUUGACCUUCACCAUGAUUAUCAAGCACUUCUUUGGAAUUUUGUUGGUGCUGCUGGCCUCUACCACUAUCUUCUCUCUAGAUUUGAAACUGAUUAUCUUCCAGCAAAGACAAGUGAAUCAAGAAAGUUUAAAACUCUUGAAUAAGUUGCAAACCUUGUCAAUUCAGCAGUGUCUACCACACAGGAAAAACUUUCUGCUUCCUCAGAAGUCUUUGAGUCCUCAGCAGUACCAAAAAGGACACACUCUGGCCAUUCUCCAUGAGAUGCUUCAGCAGAUCUUCAGCCUCUUCAGGGCAGAUAUUUCUCUGGAUGGUUGGGAGGAAAACCACAUGGAGAAAUUCCUCAUUCAACUUCAUCAACAGCUAGAAUACCUAGAAGCACUCAUGGGACUGGAAGCAGAGAAGCUAAGUGGUACUUUGGGUAGUGAUAACCUUAGAUUACAAGUUAAAAUGUACUUCUGAAGGAUCCAUGAUUACCUGGAAAACCAGGACUACAGCACCUGUGCCUGGGCCUUUGUCCAAGUAGAAAUCAACCGAUGUCUGUUCUUUGUGUUCAGUCUCACAGAAAAACUGAGCAAACAAGGAAGACCCUUGAACGACAUGAAGCAAGAGCUUACUACAGAGUUUAGAAGCCCAAGGUAGAUGGAGGGACUAGAGGACUUCUCCAGACAUGAUUAUUUCUGUUCUUCAUAGAGUGGUUUCUGGUCCUCGUACCGUGUGGUUGAGUGAAAUCAAAACUUCCACGAUAGCAAUGCUGAUUGGACAAAGAAUGUGUUGUGGACACAAAACCAAACUCUGGAGGACAGAGGAUUCAUUCCAAGGGUCUGCUUGUAUUCAAUGACUGGUCUACGUGAGGGUGUGAAGUCCCCUUACUCCAUCUGUGAAGAGUCAUCCCAGUUUCAGACCACCCUCCCCACCCUCCUGUUAUUGGCUAAGGCCAUUUUGUGACUACACUGCAGGUAGAGAUGGAUUCCCGGAAAUACCUCCUCAAGGCCAGUGUAGAGCCCUCAAUCACCCCCUGCCCCCAGCUUCUCCUUCUCCCAUCUCCUGCACCAAGCAGGUCUCCAGGUGUUCCAGCUGCUGAUGACGUAAAGUGUGGAGUUGGUCCAGGAAGGUCAUGUUCCAUGCAGCAGAGGAGCGCUUUGUGUGAGAAGUUGAAGACCUGCUGUAGCACAUCAUAGAGGAAAGACAUAGCCUGGGCCUUCUGCAACUGGCUGACUUCCACCAUCUCUUGGGGGAAUCUGAAGUCACUUCUGUCCUUUAGACACAAGAAGGGAGAGAUUCUCCUCAUUUGGCCCAGAAGCACCAAGGUGUUCCUGCCUAGCAGGCCAUGGUUCUGAGGCAGGUUGCAUCCUAGAGAUCCAGAAGAGCCACAGCUGCACACCUCUAGGGCUGCCAGUAGAGGGAAGAGGAGGGCCAUUGAGAAAUCAGGAUGCUUUUGGCCUGGUUGAGCUGAGGUCUUCAUAGAACCUUGGAUCCUAGGUUCUAUGAAGACAUUCUAUCUAUGCAUGGCUUUAAUGGAGCACAAAUAGUUUUCAUUUUUCUGAGCAUUUCUCUAAAUUUUUAAUUCCAUUUAUUGUUUUUAUUUACAUGUCUUCUAUAUCAGCAUCCACAACCUUUUGGCCACCAGUUUGGUGGAAGAUAAUUGGGGUCAGGGAGGGAAUGUUUUCAGAGACAUUAGAUUCUCAUUAGGAGACCACAACCUAGAUCCUUCGCAUCUGCACUUCACAAUAGGGUUCCUGCUCUUUUGAGAAUCCAAUGCCACUGCUGAUCUGACAGGAGGCAGAGCUCAGGCGUUAAUGCUUGUUGGUUGGCCUGCUUGCCUCCUGCUGUGCGGCCCUGUUCCUACCAGGCCAGGACCAGUACCCCGGUCCAUGGUUGGGGGUUGAAAAACCUUGUUCUAUAUGACCUAAAAGGAGGUCAUCACUCUACACUCUUGAUUUUUGCAAUGGAAGUUCAAUAUUCCCAGUAAACUUAAGAUAAUAUCAAUCCAAAUGAAUAUUGAUCGAUCAGAUGAGAAACAUCUUUGUGCUACUGUUAGAAGUAUAUACUUUUAGCCCAGAUCCUAGCCUCCAGUUUUACCCUCCAUUUUGCAUAGGAAAUCAGGAUCCCUGGUCCCUAUGGGUUUCUGUAUUCAGUUAGGAAAUUACCUAUCUCUGGAAAUUAAACUUUUUAGGACUAUCUUUGUUUGAUAUUUGAUUCACAGAAGACGUUGAUGGUUAUUAGUGAAAGAACUUCUCUGGUGCUUCCCUCCUUCUAGAAUAUAUUCAUUCAGGUUCAUGUGGUUAUGCUUCCCUGGGGGCUCAAGCUUAGAUCAAUGAACAUUGCCUUUUUUGCAUUAUUUUCUUACUGGAGAAAUAUAGCACUCCUCAGGCUGUGCCAAUACCCCUAAAAGAAAUUCCGUUGGUUUGUUUUUUUUUCUUUUUUAAGGUGCAUAUGGGUGUGGAAAUUUUAAUCUUAAAAUAAUGUUAUUUCCUCAGCAGUGAUGACUCACAAGUUAUUUAUCACAUCAAGUCACUCCCUAAGUGCAGGCUCACCACAUCCUGAUGACUUUAGAACUCCUUUUCCAAGGAGGUUCUUGCUUCUUUGUUGCCAAAACAAUAAAUCCUUUGUGACCUUUGUCCUUGCUCCUAGAAUAUUUGGGUGAAGGAGUAUAUGCUGUCAGUGGUGACCUCCUCUUCUUCUGACCCAUGCCCUAGGUAUCAAAGUCUCAACAGCCCUAGAACGCUGAUAACAAAGGUUUGUUUUGUCUAAGUAGGUAAAGGAAUUAUCCAAUUGUAAUCAUUUUAUCUUCAGUAGUUAAAUAAUUUUUAUUUCACCAAGUACAGCUUUUAUUCUUUCUUUAACUCUUUUGCUAUCUUUAAUUCUUUUAAACUAUUAACAGUUUUUAUGCUUAAAAUUUCUGAGCUAUGCACAGGAGAGUCAAAGAUGCUGCUGCCUCUCUUUAGAGGCUCAUAUUACAGAAACUGGCGACCCUCAGUUGUUCACUAGUUCAGUGUGAUCUGUUGAAGUUUCUUACAUCUCUGUCUACAUGAAACUUUGAUGGUGCAGGGCAGUGAGCCCCAUGCUAUCACAUUAAAUAGUCAUAGCCAUCUUUCCUUUACUGAUUUGUGAUUCUUCAUUUUAAAUUUAAAGCUCAACAACGAAUGAAUUUUUAGAACACCUUUUUAACGUAGUGGUUUACUGGGCAGUUUGUCUUGCUGCUACCACAUUAUAUUCUAAUUCAUGAUGAAGUAACACAAACAAAGGAAAGUAAAAGAAAGGCAAAAGAGCUACACUGCUUUUCUCUAUAAUUUCCAAAAUUCGUGUUUUUCUUGUUUUUCAUUUAAACUUGUAGAAAGUACUACUUGACAGUUGUUUGUAGGGAGAAAGAAAACAGAAGCAAUUCUGAUUGUCAUGAAAUUGAAAUAAGGGGAGUGACUUUCCCCUUACUAACUGCAAAGUGUAAGUUAGCAAACUUCAAUGCAGCAAAAAUUGGGGACUAGAGAGUUUUCGAAGAUCAGCUACUUGACUUUCUUUCACUUAAUCCGCAUGUGAUCAGCUCUGGAGAGAAGGCAGAAGUUACACCAACCAACUCCCAAAAGAUUGACAACCAGGCUGCAGUUGCUAGAACACCAACAAAGCUCUCUGGCAGGGUGUUAGACAUUAAGCUUGUCUGAAGACUAUACCUAGUUAAUAAAUCCACCCAGGCAAUGAUAAGAUAGCCUUGAGGGACCUGGAAUUAAUAGAAAUAGAAUUGGAUGAUCCCAAAAGUUUCUAUUUUAAUCUGGAUGAUGAUAUUAAUAAUAAUACUAAUAUUAAAAAUGAUAACACCAACAUUUAUUGCAUGCCUAAUAGGAACCAUCCACUGUUUUAAGAUUUUCUUUUUUGAGACAGGGUCUUACUGUGUCACCUAGGCUGCAGUACAGUGGUACGAUCACAGUUCACUGCAACCUGACCUUCUGGGCUCAAGCAGUCCUUUUACCUCAGUCUCUUGAGUAACUGGGACCACAAGCAUGCACGACCAUGCUUGGCUAAUUUUUCAAAUUUUUUGUAGAGACAGGGUUUCAACAUGUGCCCAGGCUGGUCUGGUGCUCCUGGGCUCAAGCGAUCAUCCUGCCUCAGUGUUCCAAAGUGCUGGGAUUACAGGCAUCAGCCACCAUGCCAGGCUGCUUUAAGAUAUUUUAAAAAUACUAACUCUGUCUUCUCAAUAACACUAUUUGGAUUACACCCUUUUAUACAACUGUUUGGAGAGAAAUAUAAAUCUGGAGGGAUGAACUAUUCUGACCACACCAAUUGUGCAAGGUGAAAACUUUAGGGAGAAUCAAUAUAAUGGCUUUUCUGGAAGGGUCCUUUAAAGGAAGUGGGGGAUAGAUAUGAACAUAGAAAGUAAAGAAGAGGACAUCAAAUCAAUGGAGCAGGGAGAGUGAGAUGACUAAGAUUCUGAGAUGCAUUUUGAAUGUCAAAUGGUUGCUGUCUAUUGCUUUACAGAGCAACAGGGGGUGUAGUGUAAAUGAAUUGAACUGACUGCCUUAAGUUCAGUGGAAAAGUAGAUGAAAUACAUUCCUUUUUUUUUUUUUUUUUUUGAGACAGAGUCUUGCUUUGUCACCCAGACUGGAGUGCAGUGGCGCAAUUUCAGCUAACUGCAACCUCCACCUCCUGGGUUCAAGUGAUUCUCGUGCCUUAGCCUCUGGAGUAGCUGGGACUAUCAGUGCACACCACUAUGCCCGGCUAAUUUUUGUAUUUCUAGUAAAGACAGGGUUUCACCAUGUUGGCCAGGCUGGUCUUGAACCCCUGGCCCUAAAUGAUCCGCCUGCCUCCGCCUCCCAAAGUGCCAGGAUUACAGAUGUGAGCCUCUGCACCCAGCCAACGAAAUAUCUUUUAAGUAGUAAAAUGAAGUAGAUUUGUCUGCCAAUUAAAAAAAUAAAUCAUAACAUUUAAUUAGUGAUUUCUUCAAAAAUAUACUAAAACAACUCUAUUAACCCGUCAACUGCAAACUCCUGGAAGCCAAUUUAUUUUUUACUCUUGAGUUUUCUUGUGUAUUUAAGAAUAAAGAGAAAACAACUAAUAAUUUCUGGGACAGCACAGCCAUAUGGACUCUGACUUUCUCCUCCUUCAGGACUCACAGGUCAGCCUGCUGCUCUUAUUGCCAAGGAGAAGGAUAUUUCUAUCCCCAGCCCAUUCAGGACUUAAUCUUGUGUACUGAUUGUGUCCAGUGAAGAAUCUCUUCCCCUCUUUCUCUUUCGGUCCAUUGGUUGAGUUGUGAGUGCUGAAAAGAUCAUUCAUAUGACCAAGAUUGUGAUCCCCAGCAAACAUGUAAACUAUAGAAAUCUCAGUUGUCUCCACCAAACAUCUAAACUGUAUAGCAUCUAAGCAGCCUGAGGCUUUCACCAGAUGCCCAGUCUUCCAGCCAGCAGCAUUGUGAGCCAAAUAAACAUUUUUUUCUUUAUAAAUUA
Messenger RNA from Gorilla gorilla gorilla (western lowland gorilla), 12583 nucleotides. RefSeq names its product interferon epsilon (gene IFNE). Gene Ontology annotation, molecular function: cytokine receptor binding. Gene Ontology annotation, cellular component: extracellular region. The record is from RefSeq and is a predicted model, not a curated record. The transcript has 4 exons. Lineage: Eukaryota; Metazoa; Chordata; Mammalia; Primates; Hominidae. Gene Ontology annotation, biological process: defense response.